AUGGAUUUUAAGACUGGUGAAUCUUCAAAAUCUCUUAUCGAACCAUCCAAAUCUACUGUUGAACAACCUACUGAAAAUAAAUCUGACGAAAAGGUUGUGGAAGCUGAUCAUAUCCUUGAAGCUGAUGUGAUUAAUAUGAUGAAUACUGAUGAUUCAGUAAAUGAUGGUGCUUUACAAUUUCCUGAAGUGAACAAUGAGAACAUUGAUUCAUUUGAUAUAGGAAAUUUGGUGAACAAUGUUGCAAAAAUGAAGGUCACUGAAAAAUUAGCUUUUUUAAAUUCUGUUUGGAUGCCUGAUGAAAACUUUCAUUACCCAACCUCAAAUCGACGUUUCAUUCAUUCUUGGUUGACUUCUUAUCCAUGGUUAUGUUACUCAAAAAUCCAUGAUGGGGCAUUUUGCAUAAAUUGUGUGAUGUUCCAUAAUAACUCACAAAAUGUUGGGAAAAUGGAAAAAUUGUGCAAGGAACCAUUAAGAGAUUGGAAAAAUGCGAAGGCUUUACUUGAAAAACACCACCAUAAAUCUCCACAUCAUAAAAAGUCUGUUGUAGAUACAGCAAAUUUUAAAGCUACAAUGGCAUCAACAGACACCAGAAUUGAUAGGCAGCUCAACAAUAUUGUGCAUGUACAAAUUACGAAAAAUCGUGUUGUAUUGAACUCAUUGUUCAAGAUUCUCAUUACAAUGGCUCAACAAUGUAUUUCGUUAAGAGGUCGUGAUGAGACAGAUCCAACUGCACAAUUUCAAUCUAAAGAGAAUGUAAUGAGCAAUUUGAAUCCUGGUAAUUUUCUGGCUUUUGUGAAACUAGCAGUAGAGUUGGAAUGCCCUUCUUUGAAGGAACACAUGAGUAACUGUGCCAAAAAUGCUACUUAUUUGUCAAAAACUAUUCAAAAUGAACUCCUAUCUCUUAUUGCAAAAAACAUUGUCACCCAAGUAGUUGCACAAAUAAAACGAUCUAAAUAUUUCUCUGUUCUUGGCGAUGAGGCAGUAGAUAUAAGCAACAAAGAACAGAUGCCAGUUGUGUUGCGAUAUAUUGACAGUAAAGAUGAAAUUAGAGAGACAUUUUUAAAGAUGGCAGAAUGUAAACUUGGUUGUUCUGGUAAAGGGCUGUCAAAUACUAUAGUUGAUGCUGUGGAGCAAAACAACUUGGACAUGAAUGAAUGUAGGGGACAAGGCUAUGACGGAGCAGGUGCAAUGGCUGGAAAAUGUUCAGGAGCAUCCACAUUGAUUAAGAACAAAUUCCCCAAAGCCAUUUAUGUUCAUUGUGCAUCUCACAGGUUGAACCUAUGCGUUGCAGCUGGCUGUAAGCUCCCCAUGGUUGCUGAUAUGAUGUCACAGUUUCAAGCAGUGGCAUUGUUUUUUUACUGUUCGCCUGUCAGAACUCAUGUCCUAAAAGGUGUCAUAGAGGCUGUGUCACCUGAGAUUGUCCAUUCAGUAGUUUUGAAUAUUUGUCGUACAAGAUGGGUAGCCAGGCUGGAUGGACUUGACUCUUUCUGUGAUUUAUUACCAUCUGUCAUGCUCACUUUGGAGAAAAUCACAGAAAAUAGAGACAAAUCCUUCAGUCGUAGUAACAUGGAUGCUGCAAGACCACUCCUUCUAGGCAUAUGUCAGUUUGAAUUCAUUACUGUGUUGGUAAUUGUUCAAAAGGUUUUGGGUUACACUCGUGGUCUCACUGUGAAAUUACAGAGUAUUGAAUCUGAUCUUGUUAAAACAUCAAGUAACGUGCUUUUGUUGAAACGAACACUGCAAGUGAUCAGAUCAGAUAUUGACACCCAUUUUAAUAAGUGGUAUGAAAAAGUUCUAUCUUUAGCUACUGAGCUUGAUGUUGUGGAAUCAAUGAAACGUCGAUGCAGCAUCCAGUUGUAUCGAGAGAACUAUGUUGCCAAUGGAGUGAAAGAGUACUACAAAUUGGCUGUUGCUAUUCCCUUCAUCGAUCAUAUAUUGCAAGAACUGGACACUAGAUUUUCUAUUGACAAUCUCAGUGUCUACUCUGGUUUCAGCAUCAUGCCAACUACCAUUCUUUCAGAUGUGGGUCGUGUUCUUGUGGGAGACCAACCAACAUGGAAAGUUGAAUUUUCUAAAUUUAUUCAGAGAUAUCGUGAUGAUAUUCCUGCUCUGAGUAACUUGUACGCACAGUUAGAUAUGUGGAAAGUUAAGUGGAGAACAUUCACCGGAGUGUUACCUACCACAUUGCAAGGUCUGUUAAAACACACUGACAAACUUUUAUUCCCAUCGAUACAUGAAGCGAUACGAAUUCUAGCUACUAUACCUGUCACUACUUGCACAUGUGAGAGGAGUAUUUCAGGUUUACGUCGUGUGAAGACAUGGAUGAGGAAUACAAUGACAGAGGAAAGAUUGAACAGUCUCUGUGUUAUAAUGUUCAAUCGAGAUGUGACUGUUGAUUUAGAUCAAGUUGUAGAUGAAUUUGCAGCUGCUAACAAACUUAAAAAUUCACAAUUGGAAAAUGAAAGAAGUUCAAAUACUCAAACAAUGGAAACAAAAGUUCAACGAAGACUGUCAAAGAGCCAUUUGAGGCAUUUAGAGGGCUCUAAAAGCGUUGGCUUCCAGGGCUCCGCCCUGGACCCUUUGGGGGACUCACAACGCCCCCCAAACCCCGAGUUGUUCUGGAUUGCGCCCGAUAGGGCGCAAUGCAACGCCCCGUUGGGGCGUUUAACCUUAACAACAUUAGCCGGGCAUUCACGUAUGCUUUGUGAAUACAAUAUUCUUGCGACAGAAUUUUAUUCCGGUGAAGAUCUCGAUGCUACUUUCCGCCGAACGCCAAUGACACUCGUCUGA
Messenger RNA from Hydractinia symbiolongicarpus, 2790 nucleotides. Its product is annotated as 52 kDa repressor of the inhibitor of the protein kinase-like. The coding region runs from base 1 to 2790 and encodes 929 amino acids. The transcript is spliced from 7 exons. Gene Ontology annotation, molecular function: protein dimerization activity. The record is from RefSeq and is a predicted model, not a curated record. NCBI's taxonomy places the organism in Eukaryota, Metazoa, Cnidaria, Hydrozoa, Anthoathecata, Hydractiniidae.